AUGGUUUUAGCCAAAAUUGAUAUAGACCUAACUUUGGGUACAACUACACAAAAGAGGCAUUACCGCCAUUUUUUUUUGAAUUCGGGCUCUACUAAGCUCCAAGAAGAUGUGGAUUCCACUAAAAUAACUUCCUAUGAUUAUUCAAACACAAUCACUGUCAAUAAAGAUACAGACUACGUUUUAAACUACAUGAUUUUGAAUGACUAUACUGCAAUCGGGUUGUCUCUAUUAAACACAGCCAUUGAUACACCUGCAUUAAUUAUUCAUUUGCCUGAUUUCAUAUUUGAUCGUAGUUUACAUAAUAUAUCCAUUAGAGUUGCUGAUAAUGGUGGAAAACAGUAUAUUUUGAUCGAAACAAUUUUGCAGUCUAAUAGGAUUAUUUAUGCCAAUUUACCCUUGAACAUGCAAUUUUCUUUACAAGAAGAAAGUAUAUCUAAUUUUUGUCAGAUUUUUUAUCCAUAUGAUUUCCAAAUUAGACAGCCUAUUUCAAUUAAUUGUGUUAGUGACGAUUUAACCAUUGUUACUUUAAAGGAUGGCGGUUUGUUAAGUUUGAUUAAGCAUUAUAGUGUUAAAGGCGGUCCCAAUUUUGAGUACGAAACUAUUUUAUUCAAUGACAAUACAUAUUUACAUUCCUUGACUGAAAAAUUCUUUUUUUUCAAAAAGAAUAAACAUAAUAAUGGUAACAGUAUCGCUAAUAGUGCGAACAGCCGUACUGGUAAACUGGAGAAUUUUUUGAAUGAUAAUUGUAUUGUUAGUAUGUCAUACUUACAUGGUUGUGAAAAAUUACUUACAUUGAGCGCCUCGUUAGAAUUGAAAGUUUGGGAUAUGAAGCAUAAUAGAAAUGUCUUAAUUUUACAAGAAAAAUUGAUUUCUAUUGAUACAAAAAACAACGGGGAUUCUAUGUUUGUAAACUUGGGCACGUAUUUAUGCUGUUUGGAAAGUAAAGACCAGAAUAAUUUGGUGUAUUUGCUAGUGUACUUGCCUAUUAGAAAUGGUGUUUUCCAACUUUAUCAACUGUCUGGUGUGGAAAAUGAUAAAGUUAGUAUGGACUUGUAUAAAGAAAUCGAUUCGACGAUGGAUAAUAAAUCUACUUGGUCAUUAAUAGAUUUGAGGUUGAAAUACUUGCUUGACUCCAACACCAAUAAUAACAUUGAAAAUCUAGAGUUUUAUGUUUUAUGGAAGAAUAAUACUAGUUGCAAGUUGGAAUUAUGGAAUAAUAAUAACGAAUGGAUUAAAUCAAUAUCAAAUAAAACAAUUGUAGAUACGUUUUCUCCAUUAGGUUUUACUAGUAUUAAUUAUAAUAACGAUAUUAGGACUGCUUUGUUGAAUUUGAAGGCUCAAUAUGGUACUUAUUUAUUUAAUUAUGCAUCCAAUGAAAUCUAUAAUGAUGAUGAUGAUGAUGAUGAUGAUGAUGAUAAUAAUAAUACUAAUAGUAAUAAUAAUAAUAAUAACAACAACAACAACGAUGAACGCAUUAUUCAAUUAGAGUCCUUGUUGAAGCAACUGAAACGAGUUAUAUUUGAGCCAUCUUCUUUAGCAUUUUAUUCAAACGAUAUUCCCAUUAUUAAUAAUUUAUCUGAUUUCCCAUAUUUUUCUGUUUACAAAUGGGAUUCUAUUAAUGUUAAAGAUGAUCAACUAACUAAUUAUCUAGGGAUUGUGCAAAAUUUUAUAAAAAUUUUGCCGUUCAAUGAAAUUUGCCAGACAAUUUCUAAAGAUUUUAUUGCUAUGGUCCAAAACGAUACGCCGAUAAGCUCCGGCUUUGACGAUUUGGUGGUUAGAAGAGAUUUAAAAAAAUAUGUUAAUCAGGGUGCCUUGGACCGGUUUGUUAAUGAAUUGAGUAAAAUUGAUGAUUUCAUUUCGGUUUUAAACAAUUUAAUAGAGAAUUACAUACACAAUACUACACAAACAAGAGCUGGGCUGAUUAGUAGUAUUUUGCCCAACACUUUGGAUACCUCUUUAAUUUUGGAAUCAUUAAAUCGCUCAGUUAUUCAGUUAAACGAGUUAAUUUUGAAAAUAUUAUUCACUUUUACAGUUUUGGAAUUUGAUUACAACUUGUUAAAGUCGCAUAUUGGAAAAUUAUUGAAAAUGCAUUAUAUGACAGAAUUAUGGUUAACUUUGUAUAAACUAGACAAAAGUGAGUUAAUUAUGGUGUUAUUUCAUCAGUACAGUCAAUAUGGUCAUGGAUUUGUUAUUAAUAACGGUAUGGACUCCUUAAUUAAUAUUACUGAGUAUCUGUUUUCUCAACUUAUUGACUAUUCCAAUUUUGAACCUGUUUUUUAUAAAUUAUAUUGCAAAAAACUAUCAUCUGGUAAUAAUACUGUGACAAAAACGAAUGAAGCUUUAGAUUUCAAUUAUUUUGUUGGCACGCCAUUUAGUUUGAAUAAUUCUAUGGCACAACAAUACUUGUUGGGGUUAUUGCAGUAUAAAUGUGCAAAUUAUGACCAAUGCUAUGAAAUUAUGACAACUAAGAAUAAAACAUUGUGUGAAUUUAAAUUGCCAUCUAUUAUAUCAAGAAAUUUGCCAGCAUGGAGCAAAUCUUUAAUUGGUAGUAGUGGUAAUGCCUCUAAGUUCAAGGAUUCUAUAUUUUUUUAUGAAUUAUCGUUAUUAUUUUAUAAAGCCUCGAACUAUACCAAUUCAUUAAAAUGUAUUAAGAAGUCUAUAGCAAUAAGUUCACUUAAAGAGAUUGAACAAGAACAAGGGGAAACUAAAUCGAAUGCUCCAGCAAACUUCAAAAAGAAUCAAAUAAAACAUUAUAUCGAUGUUUUGAGUAUAUUUGAUAAUUUUAAGGAGAUUAUGGAUGUUUUAAUUCUAAAUUCAAACGAUUAUACUGCUAUUGAUGACGAUUCAAGAUACAAGUAUUAUGAAAAACUGCUAUUGAACCACGAUCUGUUUUAUCAAACUAUUAUUGAUUUGAGUUUAUCUGAUGAAUUGAUACUACCCUUGAAAGAUUAUAACAUGAUCGACAACUUGUUGCUUUUAACUAAAGAUAGGAACUGUAAUUUGCUGUUAACAAACACAGGAGAAAUUACAGGUACCAAUACCAAGUUCCAAGAUUAUUUAAAAGUGUUUAAUUUUAGAUUGAGCAACGAAAAUACGAGAAAGGCUGUUGAAAUUAUGUAUGAAUAUUAUCAAAUGGGUGAUGAAAGUAAUAGUGAGUACAGAGAAAAUGCACGUACUUUAAUUGUUAAUAUAUUGUCCAGUUAUAAAAACGAGAAAGAUAGAUGGUUUUUGGAUUCAAAGGGUCAAAUUAUCCUUUUAAAAGAUUUGUGA
This is a messenger RNA of Saccharomycodes ludwigii, 3270 nucleotides long. RefSeq names its product Nup120p (gene NUP120). The record is from RefSeq and is a predicted model, not a curated record. NCBI's taxonomy places the organism in Eukaryota, Fungi, Ascomycota, Saccharomycetes, Saccharomycodales, Saccharomycodaceae. Bases 1 to 3270 code for a protein of 1089 amino acids. The transcript has a single exon.